AUGGAUCAUGGAGGUGGGUCGUGGAAGCGACGACGGACUCAUUUCUAUCCACAGGCUCCAGCUAGGAUAACCUAUCAGCACCAGGCCCCAGUUAGGGCAGUAGCAGCUCCUCCUAUUCGGGCUGCACCUACAGCACCUAUGAGAUGUUUUAACUGCAAGGAGUUGGGCCAUCCUGCCAGGGCGUGCACGAAACCCAAGGUUGUGGGAUGCUUCCGAUGUGGACAGAUUGGACACUAUGCCAGGGACUGUACUCGACCACAGGGUGGAGGACAGGAUAACCAGCAUAGACUCUUACCUCCAAUACCAGCUAGCGUCUUCGCCAUUGGUCAGGGAGGCACUGGGGUGGAAGGUACCUUAUCUGUUUAUAACUAUCUUGCAAGAGUACUGUUUGAUACGGGAGCCUUCCAUUCCUUUGUAUCUAGUUCCGUAGUAGAUGUGUUAGGUUUGAUUUCCAUGCCUCUUACUAGAUCAUUAUGUGUUACCUCACCUCUCGGUGUAUCUCUUGAGCUGGAUAUGUUUUGUAAUGAUUGCCCUAUUGGGAUUGGUGGCAGAGAGUUCUCUGCAUCAUUGAUUGUGAUACCAGAUCACACGUAUGAUGUGAUUUUGGGUAUGGAUUGGUUGAGCCCAAACCAUGCAUUGAUUGAUUGCUUUAGGAUGAUUGUGUCCUUUCUUAUUCCGGGACAACCAGUGUUUCAUUACCGUUGUCUGAGGUCCGACAUCACCAUGAGGACAGGAAUUUUUGCUCAUAUUGAGUCAGGGAGUAGUAUUUCUGAGAUUUCAGGGAUUCCUGUAGUUUCAGAAUAUGCGGAUGUGUUUCAGGAGAUACCAGGGUUACCUCCAAAAAGGGUAAUGGACUUCUCCAUUGAUGUAAUACCAGGUACUGCCCCUGUAUCGAAGGUACCCUAUUGA
Rosa chinensis is the source of this 909-nucleotide messenger RNA. RefSeq lists its product as uncharacterized. Gene Ontology annotation, molecular function: zinc ion binding; nucleic acid binding. The record is from RefSeq and is a predicted model, not a curated record. NCBI's taxonomy places the organism in Eukaryota, Viridiplantae, Streptophyta, Magnoliopsida, Rosales, Rosaceae. Bases 1 to 909 code for a protein of 302 amino acids. The transcript has a single exon.